Molecule: messenger RNA, 4891 nt
Organism: Onychostoma macrolepis
Lineage: Eukaryota; Metazoa; Chordata; Actinopteri; Cypriniformes; Cyprinidae
Product: tight junction protein ZO-2-like
Exons: 24
Coding region: 247-3855 (1202 amino acids)
Biological process (GO): cell-cell junction organization; cell-cell adhesion; protein localization to cell-cell junction
Cellular component (GO): bicellular tight junction; plasma membrane
Molecular function (GO): cell adhesion molecule binding
Source: RefSeq, a predicted model, not a curated record
CAUCCAGGGACCCAAACCUCUCCUCCCUUCUUCUCUCAUCUCCAACUCUUCCAUUCCGUCUGUCCAUCUGUCCCUCUUGAGCCGUCACCAUGCGUCUGGGAAUUUCGGGCUUCAUUACGGAUAUCCUCAGCACCUCCAGCAACAUCUGCUUCUGCUGGGCGGAGGGAAAGGGACCAGUACGCCUCAGAGUUGUUCCUCUCCAGCUACUCCAGGGAGAACAAUUACUGGACCAGCGAACCACAAUAUAUGUACCUCGCAGAGUUACGGCGCGCAUCUGUACGCAGUUUAACACCGUCGUGGCAGAGCUCAGGAAUGGAGGAGACGGUUUGGGAGCAGUACACUGUGACUCUACAGCGGGACUCUAAGAUGGGCUUUGGAAUUGCUGUGUCUGGGGGCCGGGACAAUCCAAACGUGGAGACCGGAGAGACGUCCAUCAUUGUGUCAGACGUGCUGCCAGGAGGACCGGCUGAUGGACUGCUCUUUGAGAAUGACCGUGUGAUGCAGGUCAACACCAUCGCCAUGGAUAAUGUGCCUCAUUCAUUUGCUGUGCAGUCACUUCGGAAAUGUGGGAAAGUGGCCAAAAUAACUGUAAAGAGGCCUCGCAAGGUGGCUGUCCUCAAGCGCCCACCGUCCCCGAGCGGGGAUAGUCGCGAUUACAACAUAUCCAGCUAUUAUCCCGAGGACAACCGCAGUGUUCAAAGUGACCCAGACUCUGAUUACCCUCGGGGAAACGGCGGCCUGGGCUACCCCCGUGAUAGAGAGCGUGACCGCAGCCUCGAAAAGAGCCGGAUAGACUACCUGGAGCCGGAUUACCGCAGCCAGGACUACGACUCCCGACGGGAAUGGAGCAGAGGCAGGAGCGCGGAGAGGUCGCCCAGCUCUGACAGCGGCUACCGCAGGGACGGCAGCCGGGGCCGGACACUGGAGCGCGGAUCCAGCCCGGAGCCUCGCUAUCACGGGCAGCACAGCAGAGGCCGCGGUGGAGGAGGAAGCCCUGCUGGAAGCUACGGGAGGGACCAGGGCUACGACACGCGGAGGUAUGACACUCGUUCGGAGGACAGGAUGAUCAGGAGUCACAGCAAGGACCGGCUGCAGGAUCACUCACCGUCACCCAGCAGAGAGAAAGACAGAGGAAGAGACCGGUACAACUAUGAGCCCCUGGAGCCUCCCAUCAAUGUCAUGCUGGUCAAAAACAGGCCCAAUGAAGAGUACGGCCUCCGGCUGGGCAGCCAGAUCUUCAUCAAAGAGAUGACCAGCACUGGAUUGGCUGCCAGAGAUGGAAAUCUCCAGGAGGGCGACAUCAUUCUCAAGAUCAACGGGACGGUGACUGAGAACCUCUCUCUGAAUGACGCCGGCAAGCUGAUUGAGAAAUCACGGGGCAAGCUGCAACUGGUGGUCCAGAGAGACCACCGACAGAUCCUGGUGCGCAUUCCUGCCCUGGCAGACAGCGACUCGGAGCCUGACGAUAUUUCUGAGAUGGAGUCAUACCAUUCCUACUCACCUCAAGAUGACCAAAGGUCACGCCAGUCUGACCUCUCCUCACACUCUUCCAAUGAUGUAGCACGAGAAAACGCCAGGGAGGAUCCUCAAAGUAGAUUGGCAAAGACAGCUGUUUCAUCCUCUCCUUACAAAACUCCAGAGGAGCCACUUCCUGCCCAGGAGGAGAGAGUAGAACCACAGGAAGAAGAACCACCACCAGCAAUAAAGACAACACCCAAGAUCCUGCUCAGACCGAGCCCAGAGGACGAGGCCAUUUACGGGCCCAACACAGUGAUGGUGAGCUUUCAGAAAGAAGAGAGUGUUGGCUUGAGGUUGGCUGGAGGAAAUGAUGUGGGAAUAUUCAUAGCAGGAGUUCAGGAGGGCAGUCCGGCUGAAGAAGAAGGUCUCCGUGUGGGGGAUCAGAUUAUGAAGGUGAAUAAUGUUGACUUUCGGGGCAUUGUGCGAGAGGAGGCCGUGCUGUUCCUGCUGGAGAUCCCGCGGGGUGAGGUCGUGACCAUUUUGGCACAGAAUAAAACUGAGGUUUAUGAAGACAUCUUGGUGUCCGGUCGAGGGGACUCAUUUUUCAUCCGUACUCAUUUUGAGUAUGAGAAGGAGCUGCCUCACUGUCUCGCCUUCUCCCGGGGAGAGAUCUUCAAGGUGGUGGACACCUUAUAUGACGGCAAGCUGGGAAACUGGCUGGCCAUCCGCUUGGGCAAAGACAGCCAGCUGCUGGAGAAGGGCAUCAUUCCCAACAAGAGCAGAGCCGAGCAGAUGGCAAACGUCCAGAACACACAUAAGGGCUCAGGAAGUGACAGGGCCGACUUCUGGAGGCUACGUGGUCAGAGGGCGGCCAAGAAGAAAGAUGUGCGGAAGAGCCGAGAGGAAAGUUCUGCGGCCGUCUCCACCCGCUUCCCUGCCUAUGAGAGGGUGGUGCUGAGAGAAGCGGGAUUCCGAAGGCCGGUUGUGCUGUUUGGACCAAUCGCUGAUGCUGCCAGUGAAAAACUGGCCGCGGAGCUUCCAGACGAGUUUGUAAUUGCCAAAACAGAACCCAAAGAUGCGGGGUCGGAGAAAUCCUCCGGGGUGGUUCGUCUCAACACUAUUCGACAGAUCAUUGAACAGGACAAGCACGCUCUCCUGGACGUCACCCCUAAAGCGGUGGACACCUUAAACUACACGCAGUGGUACCCUAUAGUCAUCAUCUUCAGCCCGGACAGCAAACAUGGGGUGAAGGCGAUGAGACAGAGGAUCAUCCCCAGCUCUAACCGCAGUGCCCGCAAACUCUACGACCAGGCUCUGAAGCUCAGGAAAACCUGCUCACACCUGUUUACCGCUGUUAUCGAUCUGAACUCGGCUAAUGAUGCCUGGUACGGCAGUUUGAAGGAGACCAUACGAGACCAGCAGACCCAGGCUGUGUGGGUCUCAGAAGGGAAGCUGGAUGGGACGGAGGGGGACCUUGACGUUCACGACGACCGCAUGUCGUAUCUCUCGGCCAUGAGCGCUGACUAUCUCAGCAUGGACAGCCGACUGACCAGUGACUACGACGACACGGCAGACGAGGGCGGGACUUGCACAGAUAACGAAACAGACGAGCCGCUCGAUCGCCAGCGGGUGUCGGCCAUUAGCCGCUCCUCUGAGCCAGUCAUGCCAGAGGAGAUCCUCAGGAAGUCCAGCCCAGAGAUUCGCGGUCGCAUCCGGCGGGUGGGCAGCAGAGAGAUGCUGACAGAGGCUAGUCCCCCCUUAAUGUCCACCUUCCUGCCUGACCCCGCAAAGGUAAAAAUGCUGGCUCAAGUGGAGGCAUCACGGGGGCAGUACGACCCCUCUCGAAACUACGACUCUCGUUCAAGCAGUCCCGCGAGCAGCGAGCACCCACGCAGUCAGGACUCUCCUGCAAAAACCAAACCCCUGCCUCCCCCCACAGCUCUCAAACCUACCUACGUGUCCCGCAGCUCCAGAGGCCUCGUAAACAGCCCCCCGGUACGGGACAGCAAACCACUGGAGGACAGCCGUGACGAUCCCUCUCAGAGGUCUUUCCUGGGCAAAGUGAAGGCCUUUGAGCAGAUGGAUCACUUGGCCCGGACACAGAGAGUCAUGGAGAUCCAAGAGGCCCAGAACGCCAGGUUGGAGAUUGCACAGAAACAUCCAGACAUCUAUGCCGUCCCCAUGAAAUCUCAGAAACUGGAUCACAGCAGGCCACAACCUAUCGGCUCCAGUGCACGACCAGAGCCCCAGACGCCUCCUUGCAAGCUGCCAUACUCAGAGAGCCGCCCGCUCGGCCUCGGCGAGGAGCCUGGAGAGGAGUUUCGGCAUCAGCUGGGAGAGCAGACCAAGCGCGGCUAUUACACCACCACACAAAAGUAUCAGGACACUGAGCUGUAGAGUUCUUCUGCUUCGGCUCACCGCACAGCUUCACCAUUCCACCGGGGCGCCGCCCUGCACCAAAACUGCUGCUGACUUGGAAGUCCCGUUUGCUUUUAAGUUUCCCACGCAUAUAUUUGUCUUUUUCACUUCAGAGAAGUUCAACUUUCUGUCCAUGAGGAUAGAAUCUUAUGGUUUAUAUAUAUAUAUAUAUAUAUAUAUAUAUAUAUAUAUAUAUAUAUAUAUAUAUAUAUAUAUGUAUAUUUAUAUAUUUGCAUUAGUUUUGUUUCGCUCCUUGUGAUCCGAGAAUCAUGUUUUCUUGCCUAUGCAAUUUUUUAAGUUUCUGCAACGCAACAGAAACGUCUCGCCACGAGUCUCUCUCUCUUCGCUCCAUGAAAACCUUAAACCUGUCGUGUGCUACAGACCAGCUUUUUGUUACUUUCUUUUUAUAAGCCUGAUGAAGCAAAACUGUUUUAAAACGUCACACUCUUCAAGGUUUAUACUAUCUUUGCAUUCCUUCAUUUCUGAUCAUGUGUGUAUAUGAUGUAAAACAAUACACUGGAUUUUGUUACAACGUUUUGAAGUGCCUUUUACUUUACGAAUAACGUUGGAGGUUUGUGGACUUGACAAUCCAGCCCUCUGGACAAUAUUUUUGCUGCUUACAGCUCCAAGGAAAAACAGGGAAAAGUCAACACCAAAACCCUUAAUACCGUCCGCCCGUAUCCUCAGUGUAGCGACAGCAACGACUGACGAGUUUCCAAACGGACGCUUCACCAAUCAGGUCGAUGCUGAUUGGUUUGAGCGAUUGAAAUUGCUGUGGUCACGGUUUGUCUUAUUUCAACCCCACCGCAUUAUGUUUUUAACACGCUUGAUUGUACGUUGGUCCGCUUUACCUCCACAUAUUGGUUCAAAGUGCUAAACUCGUGGAUUAUAUUUUGAUGGCUUCCACUGUGUGUGAGGGUCACACGCCCAGAGAAUAUUCCCUGGACAUUUACGUUCAGGUCUACUGUGGAAUUUCACUCUACUACACCAAAUAAAAUAAACUAUAUUGACAUUA